AAUAUUCAGAAUGAUUCGUCGGCAGAAAGUUCUCACUGCUAUCGAGCUGCAAGCUAUUUUAGAUAGUUGGUCUGAUGGAGAUAGUGAUGGAGAGGAUAACUUUGUCCAACACGCAGACGCCGUUGAUAUUAUCAUAACGCCACCCGAUGUCGAUAUUCUGAGUGACAAUGAGGAAUUGGACGACAAUAUUCAAUUGUUGCGCGAUAACCCGGAGCUGCCUCAUGAGAUUGCAGGGCAAUUUGAAAUUCAAUGCGUUUACGAUGACAGCAACGAGCACUUGCCAUCGGGUUGUGAUGAUGAUACCGUAAAUGAACCCGAUUUUGAACAAGAAGAAGAAGAUGAUACACCGGUGGCCUCGACAUCUAGUGGUCGUGGUCGCAAAUCAACGCUUAAAUCAAGUAAGCCACCUAAGCGACCCAGAAUCGAAGAGGGCAUGAAACCAAAAUGGUCUCGGUCGCAAAAUUAUCAAUUCACUAAGAUUCCAUUCGAUGAUUCGGCCACUUCACACAAAGCGUUGUAUGAGAAAAUUGGUGACAUGAAUCCAGUGCAGCUUUGGGAAAUGUUCAUCGAUGAGGAGGUGUUGAACAUGUUGGUUACUUCAACCAACCAAUAUGCUGCGACCAAAAAUUGUCCUUCGUUCAUAACAUCAAUUAGCGAAAUGAAAACGUUUUUGGGCGUGUUGUAUAUAACCGGUUACCAUACAUUGCCGCAAAUAUAUAGUUAUCGGUCAAAUCGGGAAUCAUUAGGAUGCGCGCUAAUAAAAGAAUGUAUUUCAAGAGACAGAUUCAAACGAAUCAAACAGUUCUUUCACGUGUGUGACAACUCAGCAUUGGAUAUGAAAAACAAAUUUGCAAAAGUCGCACCAUUGAAUGACUUAUUGAACAAAAAAUUUCUUCAAUUUGGUGUUUUCUCUCACAACCUUUCCAUUGAUGAACAAAUGAUUGCCUACUACGGCCGACAUUCGUGCAAAAUGUUCAUCAAGGGAAAACCAAUUCGUUUCGGGUACAAGUAUUGGUGUUUGGCUUCGUCAGAAGGCUACUUGUAUCAACUACUUCCAUACGCUGGUGCAUCAGAACAGGAGGACCCAGGUUUCGGACUGGGAGAACGUGUUGUGCUAUCACUUCUUUCACAUCUGGAGGCCCGCGCCAAGCGCACGGUUACCUUUGACAACUUCUUUACAAGUCACAAACUUAUGACUCGUUUGUCGAACGAUGGAUUCUUCGCUUUGGGAACUGUUCGUGAUAAUCGGACCAAUCAUGCCCCAUUAAUGAACAUCAAGGAAAUGAAAAAGAAGCCUCGCGGGACGUCUGACUUUCGUUUCGACAUGAACAAUUCUAUUUUGGCGGUGCGUUGGAAUGAUAAUGCGGUCGUGACCUUAUUAUCGAAUUUCCUAAGCCAUACACCAAUGGUCCGCGCGAAACGGUAUGAUCGAAAGCAACGGAAAAUGGUUACUAUUGAGCAGCCGUAUUUGGUCAACGAAUACAAUCAUCUUAUGGGAGGUGUGGACCUUUUUGACAAUGCAAUGAACAACCACGCUGUCGAGUUUAAAUAGCGG
Messenger RNA from Rhagoletis pomonella (apple maggot), 1555 nucleotides. RefSeq names its product piggyBac transposable element-derived protein 3-like. Lineage: Eukaryota; Metazoa; Arthropoda; Insecta; Diptera; Tephritidae. The transcript is spliced from 2 exons. Gene Ontology annotation, molecular function: sequence-specific DNA binding. The annotation marks the transcript as partial. The record is from RefSeq and is a predicted model, not a curated record.